CAAACAAAAAAAAAAAAAGGAUUUACUUUAAUUAAAAAUGGAUUUUUCAAAUUAACAAGUAAAACUUCAAAAAAAUUCUCGGCAAAUGCAAAAAUGGAUCGUCAUGUAACCAUCAAAAUGUCUCGAAUUUCUAUAAAAUCCAAGGAAUCAGAUGGUCGAUUAUUGCGUCGGAAAAAAAAAGUAACGGAAACCAUGAAAAUCUUGAAACCAAUCAACUUUUGUUGUACAAUGGAAGACAUCGAUUCUAUGUUUAAAUAUGAUCAACGUAAACCACCUUAUACGUCUUCUUUGACCGCAAUAAGUUUGUUACAAGAAUCUCCAGCAAUAAAAUUACGCACACAAUAUGUUAAUCGCUUGAACGCAUUGUCAAGAAGAUCAACGAUGAGAGGCAAGGAUAUACAGUUCGCUCGAAUGAAAUCUGAAAAUCUUGGUAUUUCUUCGAUCAUUGGAUCAAAUCAGUGGUACAUAGAAGAUGAGAUUGCUUUAGCCAAAGAUAUCUUAUGGGAAGAUAGAUUACGUAAGAGCGACGAGGAAACUCGACGAAAUGUUCGUAUUGGAAAAGAAAAAAUGGAAAAUAAAUUGAAACAAAUAAAAAGUGUUACUGGACCACGAUGGUAUCAAGAUUUCUCAAUAGAUCAGAUGAAAAAUCUAAUGAUAUUGGAAGAUAUGAUAAUGGCUGAUUACAAACAAAUGGAAACUGUUCGUACUAAGAAAACGCUUAUGGACAUAGGAGUAUUAUCGACAUUUUUUCAAAUGGAUACAAAAAAUAUCAGAAAAAUGCAACGAUUGUGUGACUUCAAGGCGAUUGAUUUUUUACGAGAAAUUUACAGAUUACUUACUGGAAAUUAUUUCGAAGAGGAAGGCUACAAGAAUAAUUAUGAUUGCAACGAGAGAAUCAUUUUAUCCGCCAUUGCUUUCUUGUCAUUGCCAGAAACGAUUAUCGAAUUAAAUAAAAGAUUACCUUCUGUUAUUAUGCCAAAAAUUCCUUCGAAACCUCUUCCAAUGAAGGUUCUACCAAGAAAAAAAGCAAGUUCACCGUAUAAGGAAGAACUCUUUACACGUCCAGAUUGGGUAACUUACUUGAAUCGUUUGGAAAGUUGGCGAAAAUAUUGUAAAUCGAUAGCAAUGCCAAAAGUGAUCCUACCUGAUCCAAGUUGUCCAAUAUUUACUUACAAAGAAGAGUUGCGAAACGUCGAAAUAAAUCAUAAAAUUAUUAAAAACGAUCUUUUGAAAAAUAAUUCGAAGAAAGAAGGUAGUAAAUAUCAAUGCAAUCGUAAUUAGUUAAGAUAUAUUAUCAUUGAGUUCCUAGGUUCAGCGAAACGCGAAGAUAAAGUAAUGGAACUUAAUGAAAAUAUGAAAAUUCGUGGAUCUAUUAAAAAACGUCUUAGUGUUGAUAAAUCUGAUAUCUUUAAAUCGCCCGAGGAAAAUCAAGUUUUCGAUUUCACAUUUUCCGGAUUGAGCGAAAAUCAAACUGAUCCAGUACAAUAUAAGAUUUGUGGAACACUUAAUCCACCUCGGGAAAAUAAAAAAUCCUGGCUGGGAGAAAAGGAUGCACAUUUUAUUAUAAGCGGUGUCUCGGAUGAACCACCUCAGUGUCCUGUUUCUUUUGAGAUGACAGGAGUGGCCAAUGUUACGCCAAUAAAUAGCGACGAGAGAUUCUUCACAGUGUUGAAACUUGGCGAUGGCCCUAAUAAGAUUUAUCCGAGUGGUCGAAAAAAUCUUUCCAAGAACUGGCAAGAAUGGUUACACAAUGCAGACGAAGAAUUUAUAAAAGUAGAGAAGGAAGCAAACAAGAUAUUAAAAAACGUUGAGGCUACGAUGAGACUCGUUUUUCCAGGACCAAUAUGUGAUAGUUGUUGUUCUUGCAGGCAAACCAGAAAGACUAAUAUCAUAAGUAAAAAAACGAAGGCACCUUAUAUGGUCAUUGAUAGUUUAACCGAAGACGAUCGAAAACAAAAAUACAUAGUCGGAUCAAUGGCACUUCAUUCACCAGCGCUUACACCUGAUCAAUCUACGGUAAAUUUAAUCGAUGUCAUUGCUUCCGAGGAUAAAAUUACUACGAACGUUGUUAUAAAUGGUGUUACUACUGCGAAAGGCGAGAAAAAAUAUUAUAUAACUGGUAUGGCGAAAGAUACUAUUCAUAUUCCUUCAAAAAAGGUCGAAUCAUCUCCACCAUUGCUAAUUAAAAAUAUUCCACCGUGUACAUGUGCCAUUCAACAAAUGUUCAAUCAAAAUAUGAUUCCAAGAUUGAGUACCGACAACAUCCCAUGGACCAAAAAGGAAGGUUUAUGUUUAGGAAAAAAAUAUAGACCAGAAACAAUUUCAGCUUAUUCUUGUAAAGUCUAUCCAGGUGAUAAAUCCUGUAGAUUGAAUCCCUUUCUCAAGGAAGUUGCUAGAUUAGAAAGAAAAAAGAAUAAAAAGGAAAAGUCUGAAGAUGAUUAUCAUUCGAAGAAGAAAAGAAGAAUGUAUAGUAUCGCUGAUUUUCAACCUUGCGGUGAUGAACAUGGCAUGCAUACCUGUGACGGUCCAUGGGGUACUCUUAACAUUUUAACUCCCGAGGAACUGAAGGAACAGGAAAAAGAACGAAAAGAGAUUUUGAGGGGCCCACCAUGCGGAAUAAAACCAGGACGUGCUGUUUGCGAAGGACCUUUUGGUGAGAGAAUACCACGUCCAAAAAGGUCCAGGCCAACAGACGACGAGGAAGAAAUAGAGGAAGAGGAAGAAGAAGAGGAAGAAGAAAAAAGAGAAAUAAAAAAGUCUGUUCCAAUGAAAAAGGAGAAAAUUCUACGACGUGACAAACUCUGUCACGCUAGUCCAGAAACCAUGGCAGCUGAGAAAAAGACUGUUGAAAAAAAAGUUACCAAAUUUAUACCUGAUCCAGAUUAUCAUGGUUACGAUGAUCCAUGGAAUAUUUCUCGUACUGCACCAUCGGUCAAGGAAACUAUUACGGAAUAUGAAAAAACUUUAAAACUUUCAACUCCUAAACCAAGAUCGGAUCCAUCUGAACCUAUUAUUGAAGUUUUGAAGAAGAAAAAGAGUAAAAAAUCUGAAAUUCUUAAAUCAUCGAAAGAUAGUUCGUUGAAAACCUUGUCCGACAAACAUAAAGUUUUGUCUACAAAAAUACAUUCGGAUAAGAUUAAGAACGAAACUAAGAAUUUGAAAAAUAAAAGUAUAUCUAAUUCUCAGGAAUUCACAAAAUUUAGCGAGAAGAAAUCAAAAAAAAAGAAAUCGUCAAUGAAGGAGGUUGGCGUUGCCCUUACAACGGAAUAUCUCGAUAAAGAAAUGAAAAGAUUGAAGAGCAUGAUGGUAUCACCUGAUAUCCAUUUCAAUGACGUUCAGCCAAUUAUUCUUCCUGAAGAACCAGCAUCGUAUUGUCAACAUGAAUAUGGUGACACUUUGCAAAAGGAUUCAACUUUUGAUGAAACCAUUAGCAAAGAGAAGAUCUCAAAAAAAGGUCCAUGCGGUUGGAGGACGAAAUCGGAACAGGAAUUGCCUGUUAAAAAGACUUUGGCCUAUUUGACUGAUCCUGAUCCACCAAUCGAGAUGGUUCCUGUGAGACCAGGUGGAAAGGCUUGUAUUUGUCGUGAAAAUAGGAAUAAGAAAAAAAUUCUGAUGUAUCAGAUUGGUGGAUCAGUUGAGAAUAAAAAAAUUGAAUUGAAUAAAGUCGGUAGAACUAGCGUUGGAAGGGUUAGCAUGAAAAAGAAAGAAAAAAAGGAGGAACAUGAUGAAACUCGAGUAAUAGAGGGUGUUAUUUAUUAUACACCACCGCCAAGUCGAAGAAGAAGCGACGAGUAUGUUCCCGAAUACGAUGUUUAUGAAUCACCUUAUGAAAUAUGUGUUUAUCGACCCAAGAACAGUUUUAUGAAUAUGUUAGAAAAAUACAUGACACCUCCUGGCAUUAUAUCGAAGACACGAAAUAACAUUAAACCAUGCGAUUGUAGUGAUUAUUUAGAUAUUUAUGGUGUAGCCGGUGAACAUGCUGAAAUAGAAGAGUCCAAAAGAUUACUUGAGGAAAGAGAAAAAUUGAUGGAAUCGAAAUCACCAAAGGAACGUUGGGCUCUAGCUCUGAAGGACAAUGGUUUAAUGGAUUAUUAUGCCGGUUGUAAACACAAAGUACCAUGUUGGUCGACGUGUGCCAGAUUAAAUAAAUAUGCCUGUCCUCCGAAGCCGCCAAGAUUAAAAAUUAAAAAGCCUGUAUGCGAGUGUAAGUACGAAAGAAAGAUAGUAGAGAAUAAAGAAGAAAAGAUCAAGUGGAAGGAACGUCAAAAUAAACUAAGAAACUUCAAGAAGAAAGCUUAUACAAAUGUGAAGAAUAUUUCGAGACCUAUGAAAGCUGACACAAAAAUGAUUAUAUCUGAUGUUAAGAGAAUUCCUCGUGAAGAUGAAUACAUAGACGACGUACAAUAUUGUAUAUCGGGUAUAAUAGAAAAUUAUACUAUGGAUCCAAAAGCAACAACAGUUGUGGAAGGUUUAAACAUGGCCACACCAAUACAUACACCAAAACCAAGCAAGGAAGAUAUACCAUGUGUUUGUUUGCAUAGUCAUUGGUCACCAACGAAUAUAUCACCUGGACCAUUACCUAGAAAAGAUCAAGCAUUGAUAGAAGAAAGAAAACGUAGAGAUAAGUACUUGGAAGAGGCAGCACGAAUAAUUUAUGGUCCUAACGAUGAAGAAAAUAAAUCUGAAAAAUGUUAUCGCGAUUGUAAAACCAAUUGCAUUGACAAACGAAAGAAAGAUGAUAAGAUCGAAAAUCAUAAUCAAGGGAGAACGACGAUGACAGAGAAAAAGGUGCAGAAAGAGACGGAUAAAAAUAAAAAGUUAUCUAUAACAAAAACUAUAACAGAAUCAAAAGUUGACAAAGAUCAAGGAGAUAAGAAUCUUUAUCAAGACAAUGUUGAUUUGGGAGACUUAAUAAAAAAAGAAUUGAAAUCAAUGGCAACAGAGGGAUUUCUUUUUGCCAAAUUACCAAAAUGUCAUCGGAUGCCACAAAUUCAGAAUUGGAUUAUGUAUAGAAAAGGAUUCGUUUUUACCGACAAAGAAAAAGAGGAAUUAAUGAUCCUGACGUUUAUGGUUUGGGCGAUGGCUGAUCUAAUUAAACAACCGGAUAUUAUGGUUCCGUCCUUGGAUAUGUCCAAGAAAGAAAUUCGAGAAUUAACAUUCGAUCGAGUUGAAGAAAUGAAGAAAAAAAUCGCUAUGAAAAAUGCCAUAUUCUACAGUCGUUUACGAAAAAUGCGUGUAUUAUAUAGCCAGUAUAUGUGGAGUACCAUGGAAUUUCGAAAGCAUCCAUCUUUGUCAUUUAAAAGAGCUUAUUUCACUUAUAUGGCUUCAAAGGAAGCUGAUGGACACGUUUUUAAACCUUGGAUGAUAAAUGAAGUUCGUCAAAAAGAUUAGUUUAUAUUGCUCAUACAUUGUUUCUUAUUAAAAUUCUAUUAUCCUGC
This is a messenger RNA of Vespa mandarinia (Asian giant hornet), 5438 nucleotides long. RefSeq lists its product as uncharacterized. The record is from RefSeq and is a predicted model, not a curated record. NCBI's taxonomy places the organism in Eukaryota, Metazoa, Arthropoda, Insecta, Hymenoptera, Vespidae.